GGGGUUAACAGAGGCUCCGCCCAAACCAUCUAACAUACCUCAUGCAUGAUGGCUACUCGUUACAAUGAAACACAAGAGUAACUCUUCCUCGUCAUCAUUCACUUCCUCGUCUUCAUCCUGAUCAUGAGAGGUUCAGUUUGAGAGUCAGACGACACUCGCCGGAUCACGGGUAUCAAAGUGAAAAUAUCAUCACGCAGAGAAGAGAAAAGAAACAUGGACAGAAGAGCUUUGAUGUGUCUCCUCUGCCUGCUGACAACUGUGAGCACAGAGGAUGUUUUAAUCAAGAUUACUCGUGAAACUGAAGGAGGUCUACAGCUAGAGUGUUCUGGAGGAAAGUUUGAGAUGAACGACAAUACAACAUUGACGAUUUCAUUGGAUGAGUCUGGAGAUUAUUCUUGCAAAGGGGAAAAUAUUGAGAGUGAAAGAGUUACAAUUACAGUAAGAGUCCGAGACAGUGAUAAUCUGAUCCAGAUGGACUUCAUGUCAACCCUCGCUAUAGUGAUGGGUGACAUCGCAGCAACCAUUCUGAUCGGAUGGGCCGUUUACAGCAUCUGUGCUCAACCCAAACCCAAGAACAACUAUCAGAGAAAUAAAGCAUCUGACAGGCAGAAUUUAAUCAAUAAUUCAGGAGGAGACACAUAUCAGCCGCUGAGCACCCGCUCGGAUGACUACAGCACGCUUCAACCAACACGCAAGAAUAAAAGCAGAGCUGUUUCACCCUAAACAUGACAUCAAGAUAACAUUUAACAACAUUUAGAUUCAAUGACCAAAUCCAGCAGAAAUGUUUGUGUCAUGAUGACUCAAGCUUCUAUAUAAAUCUAUUCAUAUUUAGACUCUCGCUAGAUUAUUCUCAACACAAAUCUUACAUUUAUAACGAAACCGCUGUUAUUCUAACAAAGUGAUGAUGUGAGAUUAACACGAAGAGUUUCAAAAUAAAGUUUUCCGAAUGAAGAGGAAAAUGUAACAUAUUCAUGUUCAUAUCGUCACUGAACUUCUGAAACCUCAAAAGUUCAAAUCGUUCAGUGAAUGGAAAAACAUUGUACUUAUGAAAAGAUUAAAUACAGGAAGACUGCAUCUUUUAAACCUUUUUAUUACUUAGAUAUUAUCAAAACCCAGCGACAAACAUAGACGUGUCUAAUAAUAGUGAUUCAUGACAAAUAAAAUAUGACGAUAUGAUGUUUCAGAAGGACAGAAGCCAUAUAUAUAUUCAGUAACAUCACUUACCUACAAAAGAUCACUUGGUAACACUUUAUGAAGCAUUUAUAAAUAUGUUCAUUAAUGAUUAAUAUGUCAUUUACAAAUUAAUUAUAAAUCAGUUAUAUCCGCAUGUAUAAAAAGGGGAUUUUAACCAAAUACCUGCCAAGUAGUGAGCACGUAUAAGAAAAACAACAUUACAGUCUCUGGUCUGACAGCCUUGUUUACAAACAACAUCAAGAUAAUAAUCAUUCUGCUUUUGAGUCAAAGAAAUAAUCAAUUAAUACAUUUAUUUGGCAUUUAUAACAUAAUAAUAAUUCUCUAUUUGGCAGCUAUUUGGCUAUAAUCCCUAUUUUUAUUCAUGUGAUUAUAACUGCUUUAUAAUCCGUUUGUAAAAAAUUAUUAAUGAACACAUUUAUUAAUGCUCUAUAAAGGGAACCUUAAUGUAAAGUGUUACCGAUAACUUGAACAUUAAAGAUGUUUGUAAACACACUUAUCAGUUCAUAAUGUACAGAUACGACUUUAGAUUUUGAAAUGUAUUAGUUAAUAUGACAAAAAACAUGGAUAAAUACAAAAGAAGUUGAGUUUAUUGUUUGUUCGUGUUAACUGAAGUUCAUGCAUAAAAUCGCAUUGUAAUGUGACCAACGUGUGUUAAUAAAAUAAAUAUUUCCGCUACGUUCUGACGAAAGGAAAAGACAAUCAGAUUAAAGUUGUGUGAGUUUUCUCCGUUCACGUCUGAAUGAUCAUGAUCGUAUUUGCCAUGUGCAGUAAAUGUUGCUGUUACAGACGCACGGAUGAAUAAAGAAUAAUGUGAAAUAAUGAUUCAUAUUUCCUUUACUCUUUUGAUGCGUGUUUUGAUUCAUGAAAUGUGUUUCCAGUGAGAUGCUGAGCAAAUGUUGCUGGAUCAUUAAAACAGCAUUUCAUAUCAAUAUUUCUCUGACGUUCAUACUGUAUAUUCAAUAAAUAUCCUUUAUUCUGU
Messenger RNA from Triplophysa dalaica, 2173 nucleotides. RefSeq names its product T-cell surface glycoprotein CD3 gamma chain-like. The record is from RefSeq and is a predicted model, not a curated record. The transcript has 7 exons. NCBI's taxonomy places the organism in Eukaryota, Metazoa, Chordata, Actinopteri, Cypriniformes, Nemacheilidae. Gene Ontology annotation, molecular function: transmembrane signaling receptor activity. The coding region runs from base 214 to 723 and encodes 169 amino acids. Gene Ontology annotation, cellular component: external side of plasma membrane; alpha-beta T cell receptor complex. Gene Ontology annotation, biological process: cell surface receptor signaling pathway; positive thymic T cell selection.